AUGUCCUUCUGCGCCCUCGUCGCCGCCGUCUUCUUCGGCACGGGCGCAGGCGUCGUCCAGCGCAGCACACCCUACAAAGGCACCUCCUGCUCCUCCAGACCGGUAUCUGCUUACCCACCGCAGUGGCAGCCUUAUGCAGGGGAGUGUGCGAGGGUUGUGGCGUUGCAGGGUAUUGCUUGGGCUUUAUGGGCACUCUAUCUAUUCCUCCUCAUCGCGACUAUCAUCCAUAAAUUCGAGAUCAGGACGAGGCCGACGCCGGAGGGGUGGUACUUUAAGAAAGCUAAAGCUUCGUAG
Messenger RNA from Coprinopsis cinerea okayama7#130, 294 nucleotides. RefSeq lists its product as hypothetical. The transcript is spliced from 2 exons. The record is from RefSeq and is a predicted model, not a curated record. The coding region runs from base 1 to 294 and encodes 97 amino acids. Lineage: Eukaryota; Fungi; Basidiomycota; Agaricomycetes; Agaricales; Psathyrellaceae.